GAAACUGGAAUUGAACUUCAAAUUCAGAAAUGAAAUUACAUUGAAAUUGAAAUUUGUACCUAUUGAAUAAUUGAAUAUUAUUGUUUACGUUUAGUGUUUAGAUUAGUUUUUUGAUGUAAAUAUUUCAAAUUUGUUGCCUAUCUUUGAUUUUCUUAUUCAAUCAUCCAAUUCCCUUUUUGAGUUUCUGAAUUCAAAUAAUUUGAAUUGAAAGCUCUGAUGAAUGUAUCAUUAAAAUAUUUUCUAUAAACUUAACAGUAAGUACUAAGUCUUAACUAAAUCACUCACCAUCUCGUUAGAGUAAAAGUGUUCUGUGCUCACCAUGUCGUCACCGUUGGAAAACCUGGAGACGCAAUUGGAAAUGUUUAUUGAAAAUGUGAGACAAAUAAGAAUUAUAGUGAGUGACUUCCAGCCUCAGGGACAAAGCGUUUUAAACCAGAAAAUUCAGUCCUUAGUAACUGGAUUGCAGGAAGUGGAUAAAUUGAAAUCGCAAGUUCAAGAUAUUCAUGUACCAACAGAAGUAUUUGAUUACAUAGAUCAAGGCCGCAAUCCACAGUUAUAUACCAAGGACUGUAUUGACAAAGCUUUAGCCAAGAAUGAAGAAGUUAAGGGAAAAAUUGACUCAUACAAAAGAUUCAAAAGUCACCUGCUAGGUGAACUGUCCAAAACAUUUCCCAAUGAAAUAAAUAAGUAUAAAGCAAUAAGAGGUGGUGAAUAAGUACCGGAGAUGUUGUUCAGUUAUUGUAGUUUUAUUUAAAGAAAGUAAUUUCAAAUCUGAUAAAACCGUUUUAAUGUA
This is a messenger RNA of Leptidea sinapis, 793 nucleotides long. RefSeq names its product mediator of RNA polymerase II transcription subunit 10 (gene MED10). The transcript is spliced from 3 exons. Gene Ontology annotation, cellular component: chromatin; mediator complex. Bases 320 to 715 code for a protein of 131 amino acids. Gene Ontology annotation, biological process: positive regulation of transcription by RNA polymerase II. Gene Ontology annotation, molecular function: transcription coregulator activity. NCBI's taxonomy places the organism in Eukaryota, Metazoa, Arthropoda, Insecta, Lepidoptera, Pieridae. The record is from RefSeq and is a predicted model, not a curated record.